AUAUGCCUUUUCGAAUCGGUAAGAUCAACAAUAUAGAGAAAUUCGAUCCAGAAUUUUUCAAUAUAUCCGCUAUGGAAGCUCAUACAAUGGAUCCUAUGGUUAGAAUGAUACUAGAGCAUACUUACGAAGCAAUUAUCGAUGCAGGUGUCAAUCCUAAAGAGUUGCAGGGAACAAGAACGGGUGUUUUUACGGGAAUUUGCGUUGAUGUACAAAGUUUCUCUCUCUAUUUGAAAUCCAAUGUACGAUAUAUUUAA
Temnothorax curvispinosus is the source of this 254-nucleotide messenger RNA. Its product is annotated as fatty acid synthase-like. Lineage: Eukaryota; Metazoa; Arthropoda; Insecta; Hymenoptera; Formicidae. Bases 3 to 254 code for a protein of 83 amino acids. Gene Ontology annotation, molecular function: fatty acid synthase activity. Gene Ontology annotation, biological process: fatty acid biosynthetic process. The transcript has a single exon. The record is from RefSeq and is a predicted model, not a curated record.